AUGCUGGCCUGUAUGGGAUCGGUUUCCAACAUCAUCGACUCCUGUAUCGAUGAAUCGAUGGCCCCUGGAACAAUCGCGACUUACAGAAGAGUCAAGGAGACUUUUUUGAACUUCAACCUUAGUUUCCACGUCCCGACGUCGGCUUUACCAAAAAUUAGGAACGAUUUUAUCGCUCACCUCAUCGAUAAAGAAAAGACCAGGUCACUAGGACACUAUAUUGCGGCUCUCUCUCACUUCUUUGGACCAACAAGUAGAGAGGAUUUGGAAAUACAGAGAGCCCUCGUGCGUGUGGCGACAGGAGGAGACCCAGGAUACGGCACAGUACGAAAGCGUCCACAGAGGACGUGA
Messenger RNA from Strongylus vulgaris, 348 nucleotides. The record is from the annotation of a GenBank genome assembly. Lineage: Eukaryota; Metazoa; Nematoda; Chromadorea; Rhabditida; Strongylidae.